Molecule: messenger RNA, 1042 nt
Organism: Phytophthora sojae
Lineage: Eukaryota; Oomycota; Peronosporomycetes; Peronosporales; Peronosporaceae
Exons: 1
Coding region: 297-539 (80 amino acids)
Biological process (GO): peptidyl-L-cysteine S-palmitoylation; protein targeting to membrane
Cellular component (GO): endoplasmic reticulum; Golgi apparatus
Molecular function (GO): protein-cysteine S-palmitoyltransferase activity
Source: RefSeq, a predicted model, not a curated record
CUCACGUGCUACGCGCUGGUCGGGUGCUCCAACCCAGGGAUCGUGAGGAGGUGAGAGGGCAAGAACGAGGAAGAGAGACGUGGGUGACAGAGGCUGACUGGGUGGUGGUUGGUGUUGCAGGAUUGAGCUGCCGCCGGACGACACGUACACGUUCUGCGACCAUUGCGACUCGUAUCGACCGGAGGGGUGCGUCGCCAGAGGGGUUUGUUUACACGGCCUAUUUGCUCUGCUCCUAAUGCUAUUGGGUGUAUGUGUGCGGUUUGCUGUUUUUUUGUUGUUGCAGCGCGCUGCACUGCAUGGACUGCCGGGUGUGUAUUGAGGAGUAUGACCACCAUUGUCCGUGGACGGGCAAGUGUGUGGGCAAGGGCAACAUCCGCUACUUCUACGCGUGGCUGCUCUUCCUGGUGCUGGCCUUUGUCUACGAGGUGAUCGAGUUCACGACCUACUUGCUGCCGCCCGAGGGCCAGGACCUGCCGGACUCGUCGGACGACUCGCUCGAGAUCGUUUUCCCCGUCACGAUGCCCGCCCCACGUUUGUGAGGAGGAUACAGCUUGCACCGGGUGGCAGUCAGCCGCGCUGCGACAGCAGUUGCGCCGCGCCGAGCGGAGCGCACGCGAAGGAGCUCCAGCCACCGACUCGGGAUCAAUCAAGCUGCUUGCGUGCUUGGACAUCGAAGAGAGGCGAUGUGAUGCGAUGCGGGCAGGAUUUGCGGACAAAGGGCAUGGACCACCAGAAUCAGCCCAUGGACUGAACUGUUCCGAAAGGCGGCGCACCACGAGAGAUUAAAUUGACUGAAUACUGUAAGGCGGUUUGCCCGAUCAAGAGCUCGGCUGCGCGGCACCUGCAUGACCAAUGUUCAAGGCGAGAAUAUAAGCAAGCUCAAGAAUUAUGCUGCCGUCGGGAAGCAGCAAGCGCUGGCGGAUAUUUUAUUUUGGUUCGCAUUCAACAUGCGUGUAGCGAAAGUGUGAAGUCUGGAAUUGUUGAUCACAAGUUGUAAUGAAACAUAUUUACAUUUUCUUUCACGAUACCGGUAGUGUCUGUU